Messenger RNA from Arabis nemorensis, 303 nucleotides. The record is from the annotation of a GenBank genome assembly. NCBI's taxonomy places the organism in Eukaryota, Viridiplantae, Streptophyta, Magnoliopsida, Brassicales, Brassicaceae.
AUGUCUUCACUCACUUCCGUCGAAUUGAAUUUUCUCGUUUUCCGAUAUCUUCAGGAAUCAGGGUUUACACAUGCUGCAUUCACACUAGGGUAUGAAGCAGGGAUAAAUAAAUCCAGCAUUGAUGGGAAUAUGGUUCCUCCUGGUGCUCUUAUCAAGUUUGUUCAAAAAGGACUCCAGUACAUGGAGAUGGAAGCUAAUUUGAGCAAUUGUAUGUUUUGGUCUGGAUGUAAAGGAAUUGCAGGAGAUGCUGAAGGAAAAAAAGAGGAAAGAGAGGGAUUGGGAGAAGGAAAAAGAGAGAUCUAA